AUGGCCGUACCAUGUUCUUUGCUGUUGCAGUCCUUUGAUGAUCGCCCUGCCAAACAUGGCCUCGAGACCAUCGAUAUUUUGGACACUUCACUAACGAUCCCAUCACACAACCAGACGGACACCGUAGAGCACGAUGGCACUGACAUUUAUGACUCGCAACGACCACUUGCAUCUAACUCCACUAAGCAUCAGCCGCGAAUAGCUCACACCACCGACCAGCCCGAACUCAGGACUUCUCUUGCCGAUCCCAAGCCACGAGCGAACGAGGAAGAUGCUCCACAGUCUGUGAUACAUGCACCUCCCGGCUUUCGCCAAUUUAAGUUUGGCACCUACGACGACUCCGACAGCUUGAUCAACUCAGUUACGGCAUCAUCGCCCAGCGACUUGGCUAAGAUAACACCAUCGAUGGUUAGAGACGACGAAUUGGGGAAGAAGCAUUCUGCCAGCUCUAUAUCGCCGUCUCCUUUAACGACUUCUAUUGAACCUGCGAAAGAUUGGUCAGAACGAGCAACCCCUCGAGCACAAACAAGGCAGGAUUUCGAAGACAUUGACCUCCAGUCUCAGCCGAGUGUUCUUGACGGUGAAAUCUCGCCCCCAAAACAACAUACAUCUAGGGACUCUACAUUCUAUGAACCGAGCAUCUUUGUGCAUCCGAAUAUACCUCGAGUUCUUCAAACUGAAGGUGUCACUGACACAGUAGAGGGGGGGUCAAGCACGCUAGAAGCCGCCGUUCGGUAUCUUUUCGAUGGUGAGGCCGAGAUCAAAGCUCUCAAAACAGCGCUCGCGGAAUGCUGGACGCUCUGUAAUACAUUGGCCAAACUGAGCCAUAUUCAUCGCGGGCGUACUGCCGACUACGCUGGCACUGGCCGCAUGCAAGAAAAUGCAUGGACGUCAUGCUGGAAACUGUGUCAGGAGUUAUACGAGAGUCAGAAAGACGAGUAUGUAUCACAGGUCAAGCUGACGUUAGAUUUGUGUCGUGAAUUCUGCCUGACUUUAUUUGAAAUCCGCACCCGUGACAACGAGCUUGCGGAUUCAGUGCUUCGGGUCAGUUUCGAAUUAAAUAAUCAUCUUUACAACACGCAUGAUCGGCAUCUACCAGAUGCUUUCAGGGAAAGGACGCUGGACUUUUAUAUCACCCUUUGUCAUCGUCUCAUGAAACAGAGGACUCGUGUCUCGGAGACUGACUCCCUUUUGAAGGCUUCUUGGUCCCUGGCGGAGAUGCUGUUCACAAUCCGCCAAGGUAAACGGGAGGGGAGGCCGAUAAACGAAGAAAUGCUUGGCUCCGCUGUGCAGGCUUGCUGGGAACUCUGUGAUCUUUUUCGCGAGGGAUGGACGCAACGUAGCUUGCGUUACUCAGAUCGUGGAACUCCACGACCGAGUCAGGCCACUUUCAUCCAUGGCAUGCAGCAGGCCGGCCAACCCGAAAUCGCUGCUGCAGAUGAAGGGCUGCGCCGUCGAGGCAAUCCCGAAACUCCUACAACCAUUUUCGAUGAGACUGCUACCAUUUCGCCCGACGACGCCCCAGUCCAGAACAUUUUUGUCUUGGGAAAAGAUGCCGAUCAAUCUGUGCACACAAGAUGGUCCUCGAAUUCGUCAACAGUCUCGGAAAUCAGCCAGGCUUCCGGGCAAACAUCUUCGACAAAUACUAUAAGAACGUCGCUAAAUGAUACGACCCUGGCAUGCAUACAGGCUUUACUAACCAAGGCUGCGGUUGAUAGCGGAUUUCAGCCCGAAAAAUCACAGAGCCUAGCAAGCUUCGUGAAGACGCUUUCAUCGGACGCGUUUGGAUCGGCACCCUGGCAAAUUUCACUUCUGAAGAGUUAUAAGAGUCUUCUGGCUCUUGACCCUGCAUUCCGCAAUAUUGACUUCAGACCGCGCUCGAAUGCUGCGGAUAUAGCAAGGGCUGUCCAAGUGACGACCCAGGGCAGUCAAUAUCCUUGGCUGCGGGAUCUCUAUCGCUUAGUAUUUGGCGUUCAUGUGGAUGAGGUCGCCAGCCGUCAGGGGAUCGCACUCCAGGCAUAA
Aspergillus thermomutatus is the source of this 2022-nucleotide messenger RNA. RefSeq lists its product as uncharacterized. The record is from RefSeq and is a predicted model, not a curated record. The transcript is spliced from 5 exons. NCBI's taxonomy places the organism in Eukaryota, Fungi, Ascomycota, Eurotiomycetes, Eurotiales, Aspergillaceae. The coding region runs from base 1 to 2022 and encodes 673 amino acids.